Messenger RNA from Xyrauchen texanus (razorback sucker), 5963 nucleotides. Its product is annotated as autism susceptibility gene 2 protein homolog. Lineage: Eukaryota; Metazoa; Chordata; Actinopteri; Cypriniformes; Catostomidae. The record is from RefSeq and is a predicted model, not a curated record. The coding region runs from base 721 to 4536 and encodes 1271 amino acids. The transcript is spliced from 19 exons.
CUGAAGCACGGGCUCGCGGAGAGGAGCAGCGUCGCUUCCUUGCAGGAUUUAUGUGGUUGUGGAAAAAAUUGCUUUUGUUUUCCUAUCCAAAGAAGCUCGCCUUCCGAAUGCCGACGACUCGCCCAGACGACCCUCCUCCUCCACUCGCCAGGGUUUGCCUGUGUUGGUUUUGUCCUGCAUGAGAGAAGACAGGCUUUGUGUUUUGGUGGAUCUAGAGCUGGAGAAGGAGGCAGUGCCAGGCGCUACUGCUGUGGGCUGCACCGGCCACGGAUGGAAAGGUGUCAGACUGCACUUAAACAGAGUGUUGGGGCAUUGAGGACAACCAUGUGGAGACCUGGUACAGCUCUGUUGGAAGAUACUUCAAGUGAUCUGGUUGUUUACUUUACUUAAACGUGGGCUGAAAUUGCUUAUCGGAUACUUUCCAUUUUGGCAAAAAUCAACAGGAUUAGAUUUUGGAUUUCUGUGCUUGUGGAUAUAUGCAUGUAUCCCUUUGGAAUCAUAUUUACAUAUUUUAUGUCAAACAAAGUCGCAUAACAUCAGCAGGUAUUUGGAUUUGGAUAAUCGCACUUCUAUCACUGGAGUACAGUUAUUCAGGUUUCUGUUACAGGUGUUUGUUGGGAAUUGUAGGAGUUUAAACGCUCUCAAACCUGCAACCAACACUGAGCAAGGGCUGAGAGCCUCCCAGAAGGACGUUUUCAGUUGAGUUUGUCAUCCGGUGAAAUGGAUGGCCCGCGGUGCAGCGGGAUCCGGAAAAAACGUAAGUCUCGGUCUGUGCGAGACCGGGAUCGCAUAUCUAAUGGGAUGAGGAAUAACCAUGUCCGGGGCUCCAUGCUUCGAUUCUCCUCUGAUUCUGAGAGGGAAGACAUCACCAACCCUUCCUCCUCUUUCUCAAGACCCAGGCCACCGAGGAGGAAGAAAAAGGUCUCUAUGUCAGCCGAGGAGGACAUCAUUGAUGGAUUUUCAAUAUCAGGAUUUAUAACAUUAGAAGCUCUUGAGAAGGACAUGACUCUGAAGUCCCAUGAGCGGAGGCAGAACCAAGCAGGACCUCUGAACAAGAAGCACGGUAGAGGAAUGAAUGGUGUGAGCUUAGACCUAAACAAGGAACGGCUUAACCACAACAACUACCAGCACCACCACUCUGACCAGGAGAACAACCCUCGUCUGGCCCACACACACGGCAAGAAGAAGAAGCAUUUGCAGAAGAAGUACAGACCGCUGAAGCCGGGCCAGAACAACUGUAAAGACAGUGAUAGUGAGAGUGUCAGUGGAAAGUCCAAACCCUCCAUCCGGAGCAGCUCCAGAGACAGACAGACUGACUGUGACAGUGAGAGUGACCAAGAAGACAAGGGCUCAGAUGCCAGCUCAGAGAAACUCUUCAGCACAGCUGCAAUUAAAGUACCAGAUUUUGGCGUUGAUGCACUCUCCACCAAUGAUAGCCGGGAGCUGCAUGGCCUGGGCAUUCCCAAGGUGUCUGGCCUAGAGCGCAGCCAAGAGAAGAGCCAGGAGACUUCCCGUGACCUCCCCCCAGCCACCCUGUCACUGGUGCCCACCUCCCAUCCCAAACUUCCCCUCCCCUCCCCUCUUCACCUCCAGCAACCCUCCUCCAACCGGGCAUUACCCUUGCCCCCAAGCCCAGCUCAAACCCAGAACCCUUGCCUAGAUCACCCACUUAGACCACCAACACCCUCUACUACCCUGCCUCUCACCCAGGGCCACGAGCCCUCUCAGGCAGUGCCGCCUCAGCAACCACUCGAGCUGCCUUCGCACCCAAGGCCACCCCCAACCCCAGGCAUUUAUCACCACCCACCAUCACCAGCGCUACCAGCCCAGCAGGACCCCAUCCAACCUGCACUGCACAGGCCACCUUCACGGUGCCACCCGCGCCCGGUUUCAGCCUACAGCGGCAGCCUUAACCUCAACGGCCUAAGCAGUCGAAGCAACAAUUCAGGGAAGCCGCCGGGCCCCUCUCCAGUCCCUCAUCUACACAAUCAUCAACCUGCCCCCGCUGGGGCAGCAGCCUCCUUCCGCCUGCCGGUGAACCCUACGGCCUCUCACACCUUCCCCCCCUCCCUACCAUCUUCCACUCUUCCUCAUCACACCAAUAUGUUUGCGACGCCUGCUGCUCUGCCUCCACCACCUCCACUCACCUCAAACACUCUGCCGGUCCCCGGACACCCAGCUGGGAGUGCCUACUCAGAACAAGACCUUCUCCGGCAGGAAUUAAACACUCGUUUCCUUGCAUCUCAGAGUGCUGAUCGUGGGGCAUCACUGGGUCCCCCUCCAUACCUGCGGACUGAGUUCCACCAGCACCAACACCAGCAUCAACAUCAGCACCAGCACACACACCAACACACACACCAGCAUACCUUCACCCCUUUCCCCCACGCCAUCAUGCCCACGCCUGCACCACCCAUGGUGCGUACCCCAGCCAGAAAUUUUGACAAAUACCCCACUAAAGUCGACCCCUUCUACAGACACAGCCUGUUCCACUCUUACCCCCCAGCUGUGUCAGGCAUUCCGCCCGUCAUCCCACCGACAGGGCCCUUCGGAUCUCUGCAGGGAGCAUUCCAGCCCAAGACCUCAAACCCUCUAGAUGUUGCAGCCAGGCCUGGAGCUGUCCCACACACACUCCUUCAGAAAGACCCACGGCUGACGGAUCCGUUCCGGCCCGUUCUCAGGAAACCAGGAAAGUGGUGUGCUAUGCAUGUCCAUAUUGCCUGGCAAAUUUACCACCACCAACAGAAAGUAAAGCAGCAGAUGCAGGUUGACCCACACAAGCUGGACUUUGGGCUCAAACCAGAGUUUCUUAGUCGACCUCCUGGUCCAACUCUGUUUGGAGCUAUCCAUCACCCUCAUGACUUGGCUCGACCUGCAACGCUUUUCACAGCAGUAGGGCCCAUGCACCCCUCAGCUGCACCUUUUGGACAUCCUCCACAUCACCCUAGCAACUUUCUUACCCCAGCACCUCACUUGGAGCCCUUCAGCAGACCACCUACUUUUGGAGGUCUAGCCUCAUUAAGCACUGCAGCCUUUGGUGGGCUGGGAAACCCAGCACUCACACCUAACUCUGUAUUCGCCCACAAAGAUGGACCAGGCGCACAGCAGCACUUCAGCGGACCCCACGAGCCAUGGAAUAGACUCCAUCGCACUCCGCCUUCCUUCCCCACCCCUCCUCCCUGGCUAAAACCUGGAGACUCUGAACGCAGCAUGUCAGUCAGCUCCCAUGACAGAGAUAGAGACAGAGAGAGGGACAAGGAGAGAGAGAGAGAACGCGACUUGGACAAGAGGGAUUCCUCAGUCAACAAGGACGAUAAGGAGAGGGAGCCCACAGAGAAGAGACACCAGAAUCACCAAUCACCAAUUCCUGUUAACCCCCUCUCUCUGUUGGGCCAUACCCGGCCAUCUGAACCCUCCCGAAACCACGUCCCCUCCAGUGAGCCUCGGGACAAAGACAAGCCCAAAGAUCGCGAGCGAGAACGCGAGCACUCGGACUGGAAAGACUCAAACUCGGAUGAGCACAAGAUAAAGGAGAAUAACCACAGCAACAAAGACAUUCCUGUCAUCCAUGAUGGGCGGGUUCAAGAAGACAAGCCAGCCAAUCGGGUCACAGCGUCACCCUACAUGCGACCAGCUGGCCUAGAGUGGGUGAAUGGCACCCUGAGUCGAGACAUUCUGGAGAAGAAGAGUGAAAUUACGUAUGAGAAAAAAAACAGUGAGGUAAAAGUGAAAGAGGAGAGAAAAGAGGAGCAAGAUGGUGCCACUGAGAGAUCCCCAGAGCAAAGAUCCACACCUCAGGCACCCCCUGCCCCCACUCUUCACCCUCCAUCUUCAAUGCCAUUACCUAUGGGAAUGGCCAGCAUGCAUCCCAUAAACACUAUCAGUAGCCUGGAGAAGACUCGUAUGGUGGCGCCCUUCAUGGGCAUCAGCCCUAUCCCAGGUGCAGAGAGGUUCCCCUACCCUGCAUUUCACUGGGAUCCAAUGAGGGACCCUUACAGAGGACUAGACAUCCACCGGAGAGAUCCAUUAGCUCGGGAUCUUCUCCUGAGGAAUGAUCCUCUACACCGGUUAGCAGGGCCACGGUUUUACGAAGCAGAGCGCUCAUACCGAGACCGUGAGCCUCAUGACUUUAACCGAGAUCAUCCUCACGGCCUCACCUUAGAACAGCGGCGGGAACAAGAGAGGGCACACUUAGAAGAAAGGGAACGGCUACACUUGCUCAGAGAGGAAUUUGAGCAGGGGCGUCUACACCCAAUGCAUCACCCUGCUUUGGAUGGACACCUCCCUCACCCCGGUCUCAUAGCCCCCGGACUACCUAGUAUGCACUAUCCUCGUGUUAGCCCCUCCUCCGCUUUGGCUGCUGCCGCUCAAAAUGGAAUCCUAAACAAAAACCCUCCCACUGCAUCUCUCAGUGCCCCUCCCCCUCUUAUCCCAAGCCUCGGAGCACAAUCCUCUUCUCCCAGACGGACUACCCCACUCAGCACUGAUAUAAGAGACAGACCCCCUUCACACACACACAAAGAUAUCGAGGCACGGUGAGGUUGGACACAAACACACAUGUGCCCCUAAUUUGUGUCUGACAGUGGAACUCAAAACAAGCACUUGAUGCUGGACUGAGACUGUAUCAUAUCUGUGUAUAGAUUGAUGGUUUUUGUGUUGAUGUUUUUUGGUUUUGUGCAAACACAUGAAAGACACAUGAGAUGUUUCAUGACCUUUUAUCCCAUUGGCUCUGGCAUAGGCGUGUGUUCUUGAACAUGUACCGUUCACUGAUCUCAAGCAAAUGGACAAAAUAUAGAUCUUCAACCUUGGAAACCCCAACAAAGAUGAUUUUGGAAUGUACAGGUACCUCAAAACAUUGCAAAAAAAAAGGCAGAACUUGUAAAUAUGUGCGUAGUCUGUUUCUCUCCUUAAGGAAAAAAAAAUCAAGGUACAAAUAUGCAAAUGGUUGUUAUGAAAGCUUUACUUUUGAGUGGCUGUAUAUAGUGGGCAGUGAUCAAAGGGAGAGUGCACAUUCUUAUAGACUGGUUUUAAGUUUAAUGCUGCAUAAUAAUGGUUUUUAAGGAUCAUAUUGUCCAAGAGACCACAUCCCUUCUUUCAACUAUGCAACUCAUGCGUGGGCUCGCUCUCUAUAUCACUCUUUUCUCUCUUUACCAUUUUCUACUAAACCUUCUCAUUUUCUUGACUCAUCGACUUGUCUCUGUACACUCUUGUUGACUGAAGCAACAGUACAUGCUUUCCCAUGAAUCAGACAGGGCUUGUCAGUGACGAGUAUUAAUCAAAUUGAGGCUCAAUCUGACAGAUCGCAGCACUUCAUUAAAGUAAUAUUCCCUAAAUCUUGAUCUAGAAAAAUGCUUUUCUUCAUCAAGAUAUAAAAGUCUUUGCUGACAAUCCUUACAGUACAAAAACACCAAGGACAAGUAUCAAAGAUAGAACAGAUACUGCUUCACUAAAUUAAAUAAUUUUAUAUUAAAAGUGUGGCAAUUUGAAUGAAAGACAUGCAAAGACAACACGUCAUCUAGUCUCAAGACAGUGUGAAACCUGAAUUAAGGAAAACAAUUCCCUAUUGGUCGGUGUAUUAAAGUGUUAUGUAUCUACAGAAUGAAAAGCAAGUUGUAAGCUAUGGACAGUUUGUUUUUAAUGAGCAGAGAUCUAUUUUAGUAGUCCAUGGGAGGGUUAGUUGUGCGCUUUUAAACUCUGUGAAAUUCAGAUGUUGUGCAGUGCUUUUUUCUUUAAUUUCUCUUUUAAUUUUUUUGUUUUCUUAAAAUCAAACAUUAAAAUGUCCACUGAAGCAGUAGUGGGUAGUCAAUACGUAUUGCAAAGAGAUUGUAAGGAACUUUUUUGCUGUUUAUCAUGUAUGUAAAAAAUGAAGUCCUUUCUAGAUCAUGUACAAAAAAAGGGUGAGGCAACUCAGCAUGCUCCUCAGUUAAACUUGUGUUAUGUAAAUUGUGCCAUGUUAUUAAAAAAUG